AUGCCGAGGAGAAAAUACGUGAAGACGGAAAAAGAUUAUAUUGAUGACAAGCCUGAAGUCGAACCGAUGCCGAUGUCGAAGAAAAUCACGUGGUUUGUGUUUGCAGUGAGUGUAGUUCCGAUCUUAUUUUUUGUCCCGACGUUGCUGUCGAAUAUAGCGCCGUUUGUGUCCGAACAUAUUGAAUGGUUUUAUGGGUUGUGGGUGAUCUACGGGAUCAUUUUUUUAGUCAUGAAAUUGUUUUAUUUGAAGAAUCACAAUUGGGACUCGUUCUUGUCGAUGUUAUGUAUUGCAGCGAUCAUCGGGAUGGGUCUGUAUCGGUUCUUAAACUUCGAUAAACACUUUGAGAACAAAUACAAACGAAUUGGAUUCUAUUUGUGGCUCGCCGUAUGUGCCGUGUUGGCUAUUGUCUUCUUCUUGAUAGACACAACGGACUACUACAAGGUUCUCGAACACGAACAACAGAUGCAAGAGGCAGACCAGAAACGAGCGGAAAAGAUCCAUCAGAAAUAUGUCCAACGAAGAGAGAAAGACCCUCCUUUCUGGAUGAAGACAAAAACACGAAAAACGAUCUGUGAUACUAUAGUCAUCGCUAUCUUCAUUGUACUCGUCAUCGGUGUGGCAGUGUUCUUUGUUCGGAAAUAUAAUCAAUUCCAAUACAGAGUGAAAAGAGGACUUGAUGUGAAUGAAUACGGCGAUUACUAUGGGUACGAAGGGUAUACCGGAGAUGAAUUCAACCCUCAAGACUUCAUUAAAGACGACGAUUUAAAGGAUGACAACUUCGAUCAACAAGAAGAACAUCAAGAAGGUCAGUUUAAGGAUGAAAUAUAA
Molecule: messenger RNA, 828 nt
Organism: Entamoeba invadens IP1
Lineage: Eukaryota; Evosea; Mastigamoebida; Endamoebidae
Exons: 1
Coding region: 1-828 (275 amino acids)
Source: RefSeq, a predicted model, not a curated record